UUCAUGCCAAGCUCCACGCUGAUGUCAACGCUCCUUGGCUAAAGUCUAGAACCUUGCUCCUGAGAUCGUUUCGUUUGAAUCGUCAACAAAACAAUGAUAAAGGACCACCCAUAUCAGCACGAGUAGUCAUCGCACAACAGCGCCACCAUGUCGGUAACACUCCACACCACGCACGGAGACCUUAAGAUUGAAGUCUUCUGUGAGAGUGUCCCCAAGACCGCCGAGAACUUCCUCGCCCUAUGCGCGUCCUCCUACUACGAUGGCUCGCCCUUCCACCGCCUGAUCCCCUCCUUCAUGGUGCAGACGGGCGCGCCUGCGCACCCCAACCCACCCGACAACCCCAAGGGCGGGCGCUCCAUCUACGGGCCGACCUUCGAGGACGAGAUCCGGCCCGGCCUGCGCCACCACGAGCGCGGCGUGGUCAGCAUGGCCAACAAGGGGCCCAACACCAACGGCAGCCAGUUCUUCAUCACCUUCGGCCCCGCGCCGCACCUCGACGGACUGAACACCGUGUUUGGGAAACUGCUCGGGGACGAGAGCCUCGCAACGCUGGCCAAGAUCGAGGCGCUCGAGGUGGACAAGAAGCACAGGCCGACGGAGGAGGUGCGGAUCGAGAGGGUUACCGUCCAUGCGAAUCCCCUGGCGAAGUGAUGCGCAGGGGAGGACGCGACAAAAGCAAGCAGAAGCCGAUACUCCCGACGCCAAGUUAGAUUGGUCGCUACACGCUUUCUACAUAAAGCUACCAAGCAUGCCGAGUCAGAACGCCGUGUGGAUGGUGGGGGAGGCAAGGGUGGAAGCCAUGCGCACAGGCGGAGGUGCGGGCCGCAGUGAUGCCAGAGAGCGGCAUUGCUCGCCAGGGUCAGCCGGACAUGCCCGUCGCACUCGGAACAUCCAGAGAUGUGGCUAGUCCAAUACAGAGGGGCAACGGCUGGCUAAUCAGCUGCGCGGCGCUUUAGUCGACCGCAAGGCAUAGAGGGUUGGCGUCUUACUCUAUCCCGAGAUAAGGCGCUGUCCGGGCGACGUGCUUGUACUUUCACUGGUAAGUCGUUGUGGUCACGAACUAGACCUUUAGGAUGCGCAGACCAUCGAAAGCCCACUGAAUCUCGUCAUCACGUCGUCGCAUUGUAUUCUUCCU
Molecule: messenger RNA, 1135 nt
Organism: Chaetomium strumarium
Lineage: Eukaryota; Fungi; Ascomycota; Sordariomycetes; Sordariales; Chaetomiaceae
Product: cyclophilin-like domain-containing protein
Exons: 2
Coding region: 148-651 (167 amino acids)
Biological process (GO): protein peptidyl-prolyl isomerization; protein folding
Cellular component (GO): catalytic step 2 spliceosome
Molecular function (GO): peptidyl-prolyl cis-trans isomerase activity
Source: RefSeq, a predicted model, not a curated record